AAACUAUCGAUUUUUAUUUUUUCCUACUUUGAGUGUUCUUGUGAAUGAUAAUUACAAAAUGAUGGAUCAGGAGACCGCUAGAAAGCUUCUCGUUGAAGGUGGUACCUUCGUCUUCCUUGGCGUACCAGAAGAGACGCAAUUUGGGAUUGAUAUGCAAUGCUGGAACACUGAAGAGGAUUUCCGCGGUAUAAAGAUGAUUCCUCCGGGAUUACACUACAUACACUAUUCGGCUGUAAGCAAAGGCACUGGGGAUGUGUCGCCAAGGUCCGGUUUCAUGCAUUAUUUCCAACAGAAAGAGUUUGUCGUGAAGAUGUGGGAUAAAAAGGCUGAGGAUAUAAGCAAAGAAGAAAUAAGUGACGAAAGCAUUCAACGUCUCAAAGACAAUCUCUUCAAUAUUGAUCAACACUUGGCGCCAUACCCUUAUGAAAUAUGGCAAAAGUGGAAACUACUUACAACACAUAUUACAGCUGAACUCGCAGCAAAACUUUCCCCUGAAUGUGGAAUAAUCCGGUCUGCCGUUGAGCUCAUGAGCAUGACAGAUGAGGAGAGACCACGAGGUGCAAAAGGAAAGGUUCCGGAACAAAUGGAAAGUCAAGAAGAGAACAGUGAGGAGUCGCCACCACCCAGCGACCCACAGGAAGGCUGUUCUACUUCUGGCCAGUCCGAUGCUAAAAGGUUCAAGAGACUCUCCAAUGAAGAAAAACUUAACGCUAUGUUACCAAACUUAAAACCCACGCCAGGCACAUCCCUACGAUUCACGGAGAUACCACGUGACAAAUUCCCGCCAGGAUCCACACCAGAGGAGAUCACUAAACAUUAUUUGGACCAGUCGUAUACCUUGGAACUCAUGAUAGCCGAGCAUGAAGAACCAUUACAUAUUGUUGGAGAACUUCAGUUUGCUUACCUGUGCUUCUUGAUUGGCCAUUCUCUUGAUGCAUUUGAACAUUGGAAGAACCUAGUCAUACUCUUCUGCUCUUGCGACGAUGCCUUAAACAAUCACAAGAAUCUAUUUUUCCAUUUUGUCAAAACACUGGAAAGUCAAAUAGAUGAAAUGCCCGAGGAGUUUUUAACUGACAUAGUCAUGAACAAAAAUCUUGUGUACAAAAAGUUGAGGGAGUUUUUCAGGACAGUGUACACAAGCAAUAUUGAAGGCAGAUUUCUGAACCUUAUAAAUGACUUCAAACAUGGUUUGACUGAGAAGUUUCAAUGGGAUUUCACAGAAUUAGAUGCAGAUGAGGAUGAUGAAAGGCCGGUUGUGGUAAAAUUGGCUGAAAGUGUAGAUGUUUAA
Molecule: messenger RNA, 1288 nt
Organism: Ostrinia nubilalis (European corn borer)
Lineage: Eukaryota; Metazoa; Arthropoda; Insecta; Lepidoptera; Crambidae
Product: protein AAR2 homolog
Exons: 5
Coding region: 59-1288 (409 amino acids)
Biological process (GO): spliceosomal tri-snRNP complex assembly
Source: RefSeq, a predicted model, not a curated record